ACUCCCGCCCCCACGACCACGAGGCCGCGCACGCCCACGGCCCAUGCCUCCCACUGCCGCGUCCGCGGCCACGGCUACGGCCGCAGCCGCCGCGCUGCCCUUCCCUUCCCCGCGCCGCGUCCCGGCAGCGAAAUCCGUCUGGGUGAACCCCAACCUCCCCACCUCCCAUCCCCUCCACCACCGCCACAAGUCCGCCGCCGAGCUGCAGCAGCGCCAGCACGAGGACCGCGCCCUCGACGUCCCCGCACUCGUGGCCGCGCUCUCUGCCGCGCGGACGGCGGCCGACCUGGCCGCCGUGCUCGCCCCGCACCGCCCCGUCUCCGCGCGCCUCCUCGGCGCGCUCCUCUCCCGCCUCCCCGAGCCGCGCCGCGGCGUCGCGCUGCUCGACCUCCUCGCGCCGGACCUCACGGCCCCCGCGCUCCUCAUCCCCUACAACCUCCUCCUCCGCUCCGCGUGCCGCGCUGGCGAGCUCCGCCUCGCCUCCGGCCUGCUCCUCGAGAUGCGGGACAGGGGCGUGACCCCCGACGCGUUCUCCUACUCCACGCUCCUCGCGGCGCUCACCCGCGCGGGCCACCUCGACCACGCGCUCACCUUCCUGCCGCUCAUGGAGGAUGACGCCGUGGCCCCGGACCUCAUCCUCUUCUCCAACCUCAUCCACCUCGCCCUCCGCGGCGGCGACGCGCCCAAGGCGCUCGCGCUCUUCUCCCGGCUGCGGGGCGCGGGGAUCAGGCCCGACCGCAAGGCCUACAACGCCGCCGUCGCCGCCUACUGCAAGUCCGACCUGCUCCGCGACGCCAAGCGGCUGCUGCUCCACGACAUGCCCGCCGACGGCGUCGCGCCCGACGCGGAGUCCUACUCCCCGAUCCUCGCCGCGCUGGCGCGCCGCGGGCGGCACCUCGCGGCCGUGUCGCUCUUCUCGCACAUGCGCGCCGUGGCGCGCGUCAAGCCGGACCUCUCCGUGUUCAACAUCGUGCUCAACGCGUACGGGCAGCUGGACCUCGCGCGCGAGGCGGACCGGCUGUUCUGGAACAUGCGCCGGGCCGGCGUGGCGCCGAGCGUGGUCACCUACAACACCAUGCUCCGCGUCUACGGCGACGCCGGGCUGUUCGGCGAGGCAGUUCACCUGUUCGGUCUCAUGCGCAGCGCUUCUGAUGGCAAUGGUGGCGCUGGCAGCAGCAUCAAGCCGAACGUGGUGACGUACAACACCAUGAUUGCCAUCUACGGCAAGUCGCUGGAGGACGAGAAAGCCGGGAGCUUGGUGCAGGACAUGCAGGCCAAUGGCGUCCAGCCCAACGCCAUCACUUACUCCACCAUCCUCUCCAUAUGGGUGAAGGCCGGGAAGCUGGACCGCGCUGCCAAGCUGUUUGAGAAGCUGCGGGAAGCCGGCACGGAGAUCGACCCGGUGCUGUACCAGACAAUGGUAGUGGGCUAUGAGCGUGCCGGGCUUGUUUCGCAGGCCAAGCGUUUGUUGCACGACCUGAAAGAUCAGGACGGCAUCCCCAAGGAGACUGCCAUCAAAAUCUUGGCGAGCGCCGGUCGUGUGGAAGAGGCAGCAUGGCUGUUCCGCCGUGCAGCCAACACCGGCGAGAUUAAGGACUCGUCGGUGCACAGAGCCAUGAUGGACUUGUUUGCCAAGAACCGGAGGCACCGGAAUGUGAUCGAGGUGUUUGAUGAAAUGAGGAAGCUGGGUCAGUUGCCGGACUCGGAGACGAUCGCCACCGCGAUGAAUGCUUAUGGAAAGCUGAAGGAAUUCGACAAGGCCGCGGUACUAUACCAGACAAUGAGGGAGGAAGGCUGCGUGUUCUCAGAUCGGGUGCACUUCCAGAUGAUCAGCCUGCUUGGAGCUCAGGACUUCGAGGCGCUGGAGACGCUGGUCGGCGAGCUUAGCCAUGACCCAAACAUCGACAAGCGGGAGCUUUACCUUGUGGCUGCCGGCACCUAUGAGAGAGCAUACAAGUUUGAUAAGGCAUCCCAGAUAAUAAGCCAGAUAAGGAGCUCCAACGGUUUUGAUGUCCAGAAAUUCAGAUAAAAUGCUCCAUGUCCCGCUAAUAUAACGUCCAGAGAAUCUGACGACAAUGUUACAGAUAAAAUAAUAAAGAGCACUGACAAAAGUUGGUUA
This is a messenger RNA of Panicum virgatum (switchgrass), 2119 nucleotides long. Its product is annotated as pentatricopeptide repeat-containing protein At5g39980, chloroplastic-like. The record is from RefSeq and is a predicted model, not a curated record. Lineage: Eukaryota; Viridiplantae; Streptophyta; Magnoliopsida; Poales; Poaceae. Bases 44 to 2029 code for a protein of 661 amino acids. Gene Ontology annotation, molecular function: protein binding. The transcript has a single exon.